AGAUAAUUCAACUCAUUUAAACUUCUUGUACAUCCUAUAUAGUAGGCCAUGGUUAUAGAAAAAGUGUAGUGUUUUACUCGUCGAAAAGCAUUUUCUGCAACAUGAGAACAUUAUCAAACUCGGCUGCGCCUCGUUUGAUAAACUGUUCUCUCGUUUGCAAAAAAACUCGUCCCUCGUUACUCGACUUUCGUCACUCGUUAAACAAUCCGUCACUCCAUAAUGACAAUGUUUUUCUGUCUAAAACUCGUUCGUCUCUUAACAAUAUUCCUUUCCAAUUUCUGCUAUUUCUUUUGCUAUAUUAAUAUUUAAUUAUGUUCCCAAACAAAAUAUACGAAAACAAAUCAAGCGUCUUUUUAAUUACCGGCGAUUAUUUUAUUUUACAUAUUAUGACAAUAUUUCAUGUUUUAUUGCUACUGAUAUGAAACGUUUGCAGUUUGCACUUAAAUAAGGAAUCAAAGAGUUAUCUGUAACCGAAUAAACCAUUUCCAGUUGGUUUUAAAACCCACUAUAAAAGAAGAAUCUUAAAAUAUUUCCAUUCCUUUUUUUAUGUCUUUAGUUAUAAGAAGAUUCAGAAUAGAUAAUUUCAAUUUUUUUCCAUAAUAUUUUUACUAAUUAUAACUUUACUUGUGAUUGCUGUUCCAUCAACCACUUCGUAGCCGGCUGACGAAAACGUAACCACAACCAAAUUAAUACACAUGGCAAAUAAUGUCAAAAAGGUGUUGCGCAAAAGGCGACCUCCUGAUGACAUUGGGCUAUUCAAAAUAUUGGGAAAGUGAAAUCUAUUGAUACUUCCUAAUAGACUUAUAAAAAACUACUUAUUUAUAUAAACAAUACAUCAACAAUAACUAUAUAACCUAUACUACCUCACAAAGGUUUAAAAAAAAACAAAAUGUCUCUUACAUCUGUAGAGGUGGAAACCAUACCCUUUGAGGGACAAAAGCCUGGCACGAGUGGUUUAAGGAAAAAAGUUAAAGUGUUUAUGGAAAAGCACUAUACAGAAAAUUUCAUACAGUGUAUAUUUAAUACCCUUGAUGACAAAGUUAAAGGAUCAACUCUAGUUGUUGGAGGUGAUGGGAGAUAUUUCUCAAAACAGGCUAUUAAUACUAUUAUAAGGAUUGCAGCCGCCAAUGGGGUAUCAAAAUUGAUAAUAGGUCAGCUCGGAUUACUAUCGACCCCUGCUGUUUCCAGUUUAAUCCGAAAUCACAAAGUCUUAGGUGGUAUUGUUUUGACGGCGUCUCACAAUCCUGGCGGUAUCCGACAUGAUUUCGGUAUAAAAUAUAACAUCGAAAAUGGCGGACCAGCUCCUACUCAUUUCACUGAUGACAUCUAUGAACAUUCUAAAAAAAUUAAAUCGUACAAAUUUACGCCUAAACUUGAAACUGAUAGACUUAUUGAUGUUUUAGGAACCACCUCUUUCAAGGUUGAUGGCAAUGAUUUUGUCGUUGAAGUCAUAGAUUCCACAGCAGACUAUGUUAGACUUAUGAAGGAAAUAUUCGAUUUUAAAAAACUAAGGACUCUCAUUCGUGGAACUGAGCAACGUCCACCUUUCAAUGUACUUAUAGACUCAAUGAAUGGCGUCACUGGAGUUUAUGUAAGACGAAUUUUCGUCGAAGAACUUGGUGCUAGCCCAGACAAUAACGUCUUUAGAAUCGUACCGUUAGAUAAUUUCGGAGAAGUCCAUCCAGAUCCUAAUCUCGUUUAUGCCAAAGAUCUCGUCGACAAAGUCAAAGGGAACAGUUAUGAUAUGGGAGUCGCUUUCGAUGGUGAUGGAGAUCGUAACAUGAUAAUUGGAAAAAAAGCUUUCUUCGUAACUCCAAGUGACAGUUUAGCUGUCAUUGCAAACAAUUUAGAGUGCAUUCCAUAUUUCCAAAAACACGGAGUUCGCGGUUUUGCCAGAUCGAUGCCCACUGCCGCAGCUGUAGACAGAGUCGCUGAAAAACUAAACAAAGAAAUGUUCGAAGUGCCAACAGGUUGGAAAUUUUUUGGUAAUUUGAUGGAUGCAGGCAGAUUAUCACUUUGUGGUGAAGAAAGUUUCGGUACCGGAUCUGACCAUAUCCGUGAAAAAGACGGAAUUUGGGCGGUACUAGCGUGGUUAUCGAUUAUUGAGCACAAAAAUAUGAGUAUAGAGGAAAUAUUGAAAGAACAUUGGAGUAUAUACGGGCGAAACUACUUUACAAGGUAUGAUUACGAGGAAGUAGAUAGUGAUGCAGCAGACAAAAUGAUGCAGCAUUUAGAAAAAUUAUUGGAAACCAAAGGCCUGAUAGGAAAAUCAUUUUAUUCCGGUGGUAAAACUUACAAGGUGACCAAAGCAGAUAACUUUUCCUAUGUAGAUCCAAUUGAUAAGAGUGUCACUGAUAAUCAAGGUAUAAGAGUUUUGUUCGACGAUGGUUCAAGGCUAGUCUAUAGGUUAUCUGGUACUGGAAGUAGCGGUGCCACCAUAAGGAUUUACAUUGACAGUUACGAAAAGAAAGAUGUACUCUCUGACGCACAAGAAAUGUUAAAACCUUUGGUAACAAUUGGACUGGAAAUAUCUAAACUGAAGCAAUUCACUGGUUGCGAUGAGCCAACUGUCAUCACAUAAACGUUGUGAUAACUUAAAAAGUCGUACUAUACUUAGAUAAAAAACUUAAUAUUUUGUGAAUAGAUUUUUAUUAGUUUUUUUUUGUCUACAUUUAUAUUAUUCUUUAUUUAAUUUUGUUAUAAUUUUAAAUCAAAUUAUAUAUUUAAAUGUUUUUAUUUUGUCUUUUUUGUUGGUUUUUUAUUAAUGUUGAGAUUUUUAGAAAAAAAUAUCAUUCCUGUGUAGCUUGCAAACGUUUCGUGACCUUUUGGAAACUGCCAUAUUGCUGCAAAGUUGAAAAAUUGUUGAAAGUGGUAUAGAAAUAAAUUCAAUGUUGGAC
Molecule: messenger RNA, 2897 nt
Organism: Psylliodes chrysocephalus
Lineage: Eukaryota; Metazoa; Arthropoda; Insecta; Coleoptera; Chrysomelidae
Source: the annotation of a GenBank genome assembly